Molecule: messenger RNA, 279 nt
Organism: Anisakis simplex (herring worm)
Lineage: Eukaryota; Metazoa; Nematoda; Chromadorea; Rhabditida; Anisakidae
Source: the annotation of a GenBank genome assembly
AUGAUUUUGAUUGGUAUUUGGCGAGGAUAUUUCAUAAACUCGGUUAUGUUGAUUGAUGCUUUAGCAACAGAGAAGCGUCGGGCUGAAGUUGAGACGCUGAAGAUUGAAGAAGAACGGAAUCGACUGAAGCUCCAACUUUGUGAAAGGACUCGUCGUGGUUCGAGUGCCGAGAGCGAAGACGAAGAUCUUAAGAAAAAGGUUGAGUUUCUGUUCAGCUCGCACAGUUUCUGUUCAGGUAUCCACGAUGAUGAUACCGAAUGUUGUGAAUUUCAUAAAUGA